UUAUGUUCUGUUGGACUUGCUGGUUAAAGGUUGGACUACCUCUACCCUUGUUAUGUUAGAGGCCCAAAGUUGGCGAGACACAAUCGUAAUUUUAUCAUGCGUAUAAUCGUCUCAUAUAAAUAUUGAUACUCGUAUGCAAACGUAGGUCAAAGAGUGUGAGCCAUUCUGAUCCUCUUUCUUUGCUAAUGGUACGAUAAGUCGGAGGGUAUUGUUGACGGUCGUAUCAACUUUCACUCGAGUGGUUUUUUUUCACACAAAAGCACUCGUUCUGCUGUUGUGAACUUUGAUACGAAGAUUAGUUUAAUCCGGUUGAUUUGGGACUUACAUAAGCAGUGAGACGAAUAAAAAGGUGAAGAAUUCCACUGGUUUUACCAAAGACCAACUUCAACAUGUCGAGAUCUCUAGCGAUGGGUGUCUUGGGAAAACAAAUUGUUAAGGGCAUAGCAGCUCCGUUGCUACGAAACUACACGUCUGCUACAAAACUAGUCGAUAUUGUAGUGAAUGAUAAGACAGGUAUCGCCACGGUGUCGAUGAACAAGGCUCCAGUGAACAGUCUGAAUUUGGAAUUAAUUACCGAAUUAAAUUACAGCAUUCGAGAACUAGAAAAAAGUAAAUGCCGGGGUGUGAUACUCACCUCCUCGCUACCCUCGAUAUUUUCAGCUGGAUUAGAUAUUAUGGAAAUGCACAAACCAGAUAUAAAACGAGCGGAAACUUUUUGGCGGACGUUACAAGACCUUUGGCUCACUUUAUACGGUACUGGACUCCCUACCGCAGCUGCGAUCAACGGUGCAAGUCCCGCCGGUGGCUGUCUUCUUGCCUUGUCUUGCGAGUACCGAACAUUUGUUGAAGGAAAGCAUACAAUAGGAUUGAACGAAACAAAGCUUGGGAUUGUUGCUCCGAAAUGGUUCCAAGACACGAUCAUCAACACCAUCGGUCAUCGUUGGGCGGAAAUCUCCCUUUUGCAAGGUGCUCUUUACUCACCGGAAGACGCUCUUAAAAUCGGUCUGGUCGAUGAAUUAGCCAAGGACAAAGCCGAUGCAAUUGUCAGUUGUGAAAAGUACAUCGGAUCCUUUGCUAGAGUAGCACCUGAUGCCCGAACUGUGACAAAAAGGGUGGUGCGAGAGGCAGCCCUGAAUUGGCUUGAGAAGAAUCGGGACCAGGACCUAAAAACAUUCAUCGGUUUCUUAGAACAACCGAAAGUACAAAAGAACCUGGACUUGUACAUCCAGUCGUUGAAAAAGAAGUGAAAUUAUUAAAAGGUAUAAAUCGUAUACACAUAUAAAUAUAAUCAAAUAGGCUUCCUACGGAAUUGAAGGUAAUAUGAAGUAAUUGUAAGUGUUGAAUCGGAUAAUAUUUUCUUACCAGAUUCUUAAUAUCGCAUUUGUACAAUGUCAAUAAUAAAAAAUAUCACAAAACCUGCCAA
Athalia rosae (coleseed sawfly) is the source of this 1423-nucleotide messenger RNA. RefSeq names its product enoyl-CoA delta isomerase 1, mitochondrial-like. Lineage: Eukaryota; Metazoa; Arthropoda; Insecta; Hymenoptera; Athaliidae. Gene Ontology annotation, molecular function: enoyl-CoA hydratase activity. Gene Ontology annotation, biological process: fatty acid beta-oxidation. Gene Ontology annotation, cellular component: mitochondrion. The coding region runs from base 390 to 1247 and encodes 285 amino acids. The transcript has 6 exons. The record is from RefSeq and is a predicted model, not a curated record.